This is a messenger RNA of Coccinella septempunctata (seven-spotted ladybird), 3179 nucleotides long. Its product is annotated as BMP-binding endothelial regulator protein. Bases 212 to 2224 code for a protein of 670 amino acids. The transcript has 8 exons. The record is from RefSeq and is a predicted model, not a curated record. Gene Ontology annotation, molecular function: protein binding. Lineage: Eukaryota; Metazoa; Arthropoda; Insecta; Coleoptera; Coccinellidae.
AGACUUGGUGACUUCGCUGAUGAACCAAUGCGCUGCUAACUAUUCUGACGGACGGCGAAACGGAAUACUCGCCUGAUAGCGCUCGUCCGUGCUCUACCCGCGUUUACGAUUACGGUUUUGUGUUUACUACUCGCGUAUUUUGUGUGAAAGUGACUGAAGUUCAGCCGUAGAAUAUUUCUCGUUUUUUAUACCGAUCCGCCUAGAGGUAGUUAUGGUAUUAAUCAAAGCACCCCGACAGCUUGGAACAAGUGCAAUAAUAUUUAUUCUCGGAUUGAGUGUAACUUUUGCUAACUACACAAGGAUCGUCGGUGACCUACAGCCAUGCCAAAUCGAAGGAGAACCAGUGGCAGUUGACCACAUAGAUAAACUUCGUUGUUUUUCCUGUAUAUGCAAGAAUGGUUUCGUGGAAUGCAGAAAUGAUUACGACUGCCCUCCGAUUAUGGGCUGUCAUUUCCUUGUGGCGUCAGAAAAAAACAGGGAUGGCUGCUGCCAAAGAUGCGAAGGGUGUGUAUACAAAGGAGUUCGUUAUCGAAGUCAUACAGAGUGGACUGAUCCAGGGGACCCCUGUAGGGUGUUGCGAUGUGAAGCUGGUGUGGUAACUGAGUCAGACCUCCAAUGUUAUGCGCCGUGCUCUAAUCCUAUUCCACCCGAAAAGGGAAAAUGUUGUCCAACCUGUCCAGAAUGUAAAUUGAACGGACAAAUCGCUACAGACGAUAGGGACGUGACAUCAGACGAUCCAUGUGUCAAGUGCAGAUGUACAAACCGGGGACUACUUUGCACCAAAAAAGCCUGUCCAGUACUACAGUGUAACAAACACUACCAAAUCCAUCCUCCGGGAGAAUGCUGCCCGAGAUGCCACGGCACCAGGACACUGAUGAAAGUGCAGAACUCCUGUCUACUCCAAAGUAAAUUUCUCAGAGAAGGAUUAAUGUUCAAUAUCGACAGAUGCACGAACUGUACCUGUAUAGACGAAACGUCAAUUUGUAAACGUAAUGCUUGUCCUGUUCUCGAGUGUUCGCCAGAAUUGCAGAGGAAUAUUCCAGGUAGUUGUUGUAAGGCAUGCGCAGAACCAGAGGAGUUCAGGAGUCAGUGCUUCUACCAGGGAAAACUUUAUGAGGAUGGUCAAUCGUGGAGGAUGGACGCCUGCAGGUCUUGUAAAUGUCACAAAGGAAUGAAUAGCUGUGCAAUGAUCAGAUGCAAUGUGACAACGCCUUGUCCAAUAGGGACCAAGCUGGUGCAUAACCCAGGCGAGUGCUGUUCCAGAUGUGAAGAAGUCGAUGGAAUCUGUAUGGUUUAUGGGGAUCCCCAUUAUAAAACAUUUGAUGGAAAACUCUAUACUUUCCAUGGAGUUGGAAAAUACCAACUGGUUUCAGAUUGUGCCAACAACACAUUCUCUAUAAGAGUAGCAAACGCUUAUAGUAAAUCUGUAGCUAGGAGACUACACAACAGACCAUCUCGAGCGGCCACGAAAAGAAUAGCCAUCAAAUAUGGCAGUAUCAGGAUAAACUUACAACAACGUCUUCGUUUGAAGUACAACGGACAACUAAUGAAGCUCCCAUUUGAUGGGGAUGACAAGGUGAAGAUACAAAAAGCAGACGAUAAUCUCCUGGUAACUCUGGACAAUGGUAUCAAGAUUUUGUGGUCCGGCAAAAGUUUCUUGGAGGUUUCGGUGCCAGCACGUUUCAAAAACAAGCUUUGCGGAUUAUGCGGUAACUUCAAUUCUAAUGCGCAGGACGACUUUAGAAUGAAGAAAGGUAGAAUUGCGAAGGACAACGAAGUCCAAAGUUUCGGGGCCUCUUGGUGCAUUGGUUCUAGAAUAAACUGCACCAAACAGUCGAAACAAUUCGAUCACGCAUGCGUUAGUCCAAAAAUCGAACAAAAAUACUGCAAAUAUAUGACUGAUCCGUCUGUUGUUGGAAACUGUAAUUCCGUUCUGAAUGUCAUCAAGUAUUACAAAACAUGUAAAAUGGAUAUGUGCAACUGUGGUACACAAAAGUGUUACUGCGAAAAUCUUAUGGCAUAUGUGAGGGAAUGUCGAAGGCUUGGCGUUCAACUUCCGAACUGGCAAAAGAACAGUCUAUGUUAUGCUGCUGCCCCAAAGCGCAGAAAAUCUACUACGAAGGAAAUAUCCUCGAUUUUUUCACCUGCGGAAAUUGAGAGAUAUAAGCAACUCGCGAAGAAUAGAUCGAUCACUCAUAGAAAACCUUUACCGACAAUUUCUUGAAGGAUCUUGUUCUCUUCUCACUAGUCAUUUUCAGUAUUUAAAAGCCAUAUAGAUUGAUGUAAUUGAAAGUUGUAUAUAUGUAUUUCACUUUGGAGUUUUUCGUGCUUUAAAAUUGAAAAGACGCACGAACAGCUUGACAAUUCGUUAUUUAUUAUAGGAUGCUUUUGUCAAUUCGGUUGAGCUCAAACAUAUCGAUAAAAGCUUUCAUUGAAGACAUUGCAAUGAAAUAUUUUAGAGAAUGUUUAGAGGUCAACCGAAUAUUUGAGUUCGACAUGAUCAAAUACCAUACUUAGGCUGAAAAUUGUUUACGCGAACAAUUAUUCUGUAUAUACGUUUUAGUAUUUUAAUUUAAUUGUUGUCAGUUAAAGAUCUCCACUACUUUGAAUGAGUUGAAAUUCAUUUGAAUCGUUCCUAAUUAUUGUACAAUUUUUUAAUUAAAGGUAAGUGUUGUUUUGCUUCGCUGAUGUAUAUUUUUUAUUUGAUACUUGUUGAUAGUUUUUUCCUUUAAUCACAGGUUAUGUCUAAGUAUCAAAUUAAUUCAUAACAAUUUGUUUCUUGAUGAAACCUAGAUUAGUGUUAUCACUAUUGGAAGAGAAUAGGAAAAUUGAAAAUUAUUUGCGUUCUAUGAAUGUUUUCCCUGGUACACAUUAAUCACACUGAUUUUGUAUAUGACUAAUUUCAAUUGAAUAUUGAGUCAACGUGACUCUCUAUAAUUUUGCGAUGUAAUUAUUGUUGUCAUUUGACUAAUUGUACAAUCUUAAUAAUACUGAGAAUGAAUCUCCAUAUUAUCAGUACAGUAUGUUGACGAGGAAAUCGUUGUAUGUACUUAGAAUUUUUCUUUCAAUCUGAUUAUUGAUUGAAUCAUCUGUAUCGAUAUGAAAUGUAAUACUUGAAUGAUUAAUUUAAACUAUUUAUUUGUUUUGUAAUAUUAUGCAAUAAAUGAGUAUGAAAUAUG